AUGUAAGUUGGAAAUAAUGUGGUAGAAAAUCAAAAGAAAGAAGAAAAUGAAGAAGAAUCAAAAGGAGUUGUGACAAUGAAAAGAAGAUUGAUAGCUUCGCUUGAUCUUUUCUAAUUUAUGCCCGUUCCUAAAACUGAAAUGGUCUCUUCUAAAAGAAGCUUAUAUGGAAGUCUUUUGAUGAUAGGAUGCUUUUUAGCCUAUUUUCUCUAUACUUUCGUUGGUACGCAUUGAGAUUCUAAUUCAAGCAUUUGUUACCAACAAUAGUCCUACAGUAAAUUAGUAUGAAGAAAUAUUGGAGACUGCAAAUAUCACUUUACCUGAUAUAGCUUUUGGAUACUUCUAUGGCGAUCCGUAUAAUUUAGUUUAAUUUAUAUUUAAGGUUUUCAAAAACUAUUAAUGACCCUUCUAUAUUUUACUUUCAAAUGGUUUAAGUUACUAAAUUUCAAGAUGUCUCAAAGAAAGAUAUAAAAACAUAAAUACCUUUGAAAUCUUGCAAUCCUGAUUGGAUUCCUACAUCUAAUUUCACACUUCUUUGCCCAAAGUAGAAUACAUAUCUUAAUUUCAAGCGAGUCCGCAAACAUGUCUGGAGCACUCUACCAAACUCCGGAAUUUACUUAUCCUAGAAUUUAAGUGACAUACUGUACCACAGGGAACGGAUAGGCUUGUGUAAGUUAGCAGGAAAUUGAUUAGAUUACGGCAGGGUAUAGAUUGUGCAUCAUAUUUUUCUAGUGGGAGAAUUUUAUUAUACGUUAGGGACAAUUCACCAAACUUUGAUCUUACAACUGGAAAGUCGGUAGAGAGUGUGCCCUAUUCUACUUAUUAAUACUUUCUAAUGCCUGGGUUAUAUCCCAGAACUGAAAUAUUCUUUUAACUCGAGAAAUAUACAAUCAAACCGGAUUACUUGAGAAGAUGGUCAGAUGAUGUUAGAUUAUUUUUAAGUACAGAAAAAAUAAACAGUUGGAUAACAAAUGUCACUGUUUAUAGUAGUGAUAAUGCAUAUUAAAUAGGAUUUCGAUCAGAAUUAGUAAUAAAAAUUAAAUUAAUUUUAGACCUAAUAGAUCUCUGUUUUGACUUACUAAACUUCAUUUGGUAUGAUUUCAAUUGUGGGGGCAUUUUGGGGAGUUUUGUAUGAUAUAUUAUCUAUAUUAGAUUCUCUACGUUUGCGGCGUAUUUUUUAAUUUAUAAUCAGAAUGUUUUCUAUAGAGAGAAUAAGUAGUGGGAGGAUUUUGGAAAGCAGAUUGGUGUUAGAAAAGCAGCUGAUGUAUUUAAUCUGACUGAAGAGAGACCUCAUUCAAAGGUCAACGAUUCAAUUGUAUUUGAAAUGACUGAAAUUCAUCAAGAGAACAAUGUCCAUUCUUAAAAUGAAUAGGAUGGAAUUUGA
This is a messenger RNA of Paramecium octaurelia, 1381 nucleotides long. The record is from the annotation of a GenBank genome assembly. Lineage: Eukaryota; Ciliophora; Oligohymenophorea; Peniculida; Parameciidae.